AUGGAGGAGGACCCGCUCAUCCCGCUGGUGCACGUCUGGAACAACGCCGCCUUCGACCACGCCUCCUCCUCCGCGUGGCACGCCCACUCCCCUGCUCCCGCGAGCGCAGGCCGCGAGGCGGAGGGGGACAAGGAGAACCACCGCCCCGACCCCGAGCCGGACGUCGAGGCGGAGAUCGGCCACAUCGAGGCGGAGAUCCUGCGCCUGUCCUCCCGCCUCCACCACCUCCGCACCUCCAAGCAGUCGGAGCCGUCCAAGCGCGGAGAGGUCGCGCCCGCGCACGCACCCGCGGCGAAGGCGGCGUGGACGCGGGGGCUCAGCCUGGGCCCGCUCGACGUCGCCGCUGCCGUCAACCCCAACCCGCUCACCACUGACAAGCAGCAGCCGCGCGCCGCGCAGGGUCUGAAGCCGAUCAAGCAGGCCCCGGCGGCGCGGGGCAGGGGCGUCAGCCUCGGGCCCCUCGACAUCGUCGCCGCGAACCCUAGGGUCCCCUCCGCCGCCGCCACCGCGCCGCAGAGGAAGAUUCAGGGAGAGGGCGGCGCCGCGCGGCCGAUCCUGAGGCCGAUCAAGGAGCCUUCCGUGCAGCGGCGCAGGGGCGUCAGCCUCGGGCCCUUGGAGAUCCACAACGGCGUCGGCAGCAAGCCCUGGGCGGCGGCGGCGCGGGUCAAGACCUUCACCAACAAGCUCGGUGCCCUUCGUGAGGAAGGCCAGCGUUCGAAGCAGCACACCGUCCCUGCCAGACCGUGGCCAUCCAGCAAUACCAGGCAAGGCACCGCAGCAAGAAAAGCCAAAGCGAGGAGCGGGAGCAUGAGCCCCAGCAGGUCCAGGAGGCAGUCCACUUCCAAGGCUACCGAGACAAGAGCAGGCAACGCCAAGGCUGCAGAGGUGGCGAGGGCAGGGAACACGGCACUCGUGGUUAACAAAGUUCCUGAUGAACUCAAGCCCAAAGGCCUGGUGGUGGGCAAUCAGACCAGCAAUGCAGCCACUGCGAAGAGGCCGGCGGGGAGCUCCAAGGUCAGGGUCGUCCCGAGCCGCUAUAGCAUCACCCCUGGCUCGUCCCUGGCAGCUGUGUCACAAGACAAGCGGUCCAAGCAGUCUCUCCAGGACCGGCUAGUUCUGCAAGCCAGAGGGAGGAGAUCAGAGCAAAGCUCACUGAGCCGUCGAAUGACGAGCUGUCUCCUGAAACAGUUGCCAAGGUUGCAGAGCUGCUCCCAAGGAUCAGGACCAUGCCGCCUUCUGAUGAGAGCCCGCGUGACUCGGGGUGUGCCAAGCGUGUUGCAGAUUUGGUCGGGAAGCGAUCCUUCUUCACCGCCGCAGCCGACGAUGGCAAUCUUGUUACGCCCUACCAGGCACGGGUGGUUGAACUUGAAUCACCUGAGGCAGCAGCAGCAUGAGAAGUUUGGCUUCGAUCAAUAA
Miscanthus lutarioriparius is the source of this 1416-nucleotide messenger RNA. Lineage: Eukaryota; Viridiplantae; Streptophyta; Magnoliopsida; Poales; Poaceae. The record is from the annotation of a GenBank genome assembly.